GUCCUUUUUAGACUAGCGUCAGCUUUGCUGGUCCCUUCUCAAGUUUUGACCACUCCAUUCACAACUGCCAUCCCAUCAUCUGACGUGGACAUUAUCAGGAGAGGGGCUCGGGGACUCAGCUCGUUUGAAACAAAUAAAACAACAUGCCUGGACCAGCUGCAAGUGCGACCAAUGUUGGGGCGUCUAGCCGUUCCCCCAGUAAGACAGUGGCCCCCAGGGCAGCAGGCUCCACCGUAAGACAGAGGAAAGCAACCAGCAGCGGUACCCGCAGUGGUGCCAGGACCACCGGGUCAGCUGGUACUGGUGGAAUGUGGCGCUUCUACACCGAGGACUCGCCGGGACUCAAAGUCGGCCCAGUGCCAGUGUUGGUGAUGAGCCUGCUCUUCAUCGCCUCGGUCUUCAUGCUUCACAUCUGGGGUAAAUAUACCCGCUCUUAACCCGCCCGCACCUGAUGACCGCCGACCCUCGCCAUCUCGCCAUCGGACCAGGACCAAACCGCAGACCCCCCAGUCCCCUCCAACCAGUACAAAGCAUGUAAAAACUUUUUUUUUAAAUGUAAGACAUUUUCAACCCUCCCGUUAUCGUCCACAUUUGUGUCAUUCACUGAUGCACAAAGGCUCGGAGCAGCGCUCAAGGAUGGUGAAUUCAUUUCAGGCAUCCCUGCCUGUUCCUCCACAAAACAUUAUUUCUCCUUGCAGCCUGGAGUACUUUAUUUUUUGUUAAAAGCAUUUGUACAAAAUGUGAUUUUUAUUGUACAAUAAAAACAACAAAUCAAA
Dunckerocampus dactyliophorus (ringed pipefish) is the source of this 776-nucleotide messenger RNA. It is a transcript of the gene sec61b, whose product is annotated as SEC61 translocon subunit beta. Lineage: Eukaryota; Metazoa; Chordata; Actinopteri; Syngnathiformes; Syngnathidae. The transcript has 4 exons. The record is from RefSeq and is a predicted model, not a curated record. Bases 144 to 437 code for a protein of 97 amino acids. Gene Ontology annotation, biological process: intracellular protein transport. Gene Ontology annotation, cellular component: Sec61 translocon complex.